UUCCCCAGGGCCCGCCUCCUCUCACGUGACAUGACGCCAUGGUUACGCUUUCCUGGGUUUGUUGGUUCGUCUUGAAACGAAUUGUUGUGUACAUAUAAUUGAAAAGCAGUUAAAUAGUAAAUUCUGAAUUAGUAACUCAAUGACACAAUUAAAAUGGCAGAGAACUGCAUUGCAUGUCUCAUCAAAAGUCCAGUCGCACUACAGAGUGGGGAUUUGAAAACAGAUUCUGCAAAGCCUGGUGUGUUUGUAAUUGAGGUGACUUUUCCAAAGGAGAGAAUUGCUAAUAUAAAGAAAAUCACAUUUAAGAAUUAUUAUACUGCUUUCUUAACAAUACGCCUUCAACAACGAGUGUCUGUAGCAUCUGAGAAAACUCAGCUGAAGUGGAAAACAUCCUUACGCAACAUGUGCCUGAUGCCCAGUCCUCACACUGAGAGUGGAUCGCAGGAAUACUUUUCCAUCUACAGACAUCAGAUGCUAUUUGAACCAAAUGAUGUAAUAACCAUGCGGCUGAUCCUCCGACAGCCAUCUCCAGUCUGGCUGAACUUUACAUUGGAAGAUAUCAAAGUAUAUGAGUGCAAUCACAACAAGGAUAAAGAUCAGGGACCAUGGCUUUCUAAGCUUACUCCGCUGGAACAACCUUUGAACUUAUUUGAAAUGUACUUUUUACAGGGAUUACCAGACCCUGAUGCAGUAGCUUCUAGUAUGCAGCAGAUGUGGGUGUUAACCGAAAUGGUCCAGAACAAUUCAGCCACUGCCCGUGUGGGACGCUUUGAUGUGGAUGGUUCCUAUGAUGUCAACAUGUUAUCCUACAUCUGAGUGGUUCUUCCGUCUGUGCUGUUCCCUCUGAGGAUCAGAGCAUUGAAAGCACCUUCAUUUGUGGCUGCAUGCAGGUCUGAAUGGCAAGUUGUUCGUGCCUCAACCGCAAACAGAACUGAAACCUGAGCUGAGUUCAUUUCAUAGUAUUGCUGUAAUAACUCCACUAUUGUUUUAUAUGUACAAAGUUAAUAAAUGUCUUAUUGUAAAUGUACACUAUUGUAAAUACAACAGUUGUUAAGGUAUGUAUUAUUUUUCAUUUUGGUUGGACCCGAUUGCUAGAGCUACGAAUGUUCACCUCAAUUGUGAAUUUAAUUAUCAAAAUAAACUUUUCAAAACAUGCAUUGCA
This is a messenger RNA of Hypanus sabinus (Atlantic stingray), 1162 nucleotides long. RefSeq names its product nicolin 1 (gene nicn1). The transcript is spliced from 7 exons. NCBI's taxonomy places the organism in Eukaryota, Metazoa, Chordata, Chondrichthyes, Myliobatiformes, Dasyatidae. The record is from RefSeq and is a predicted model, not a curated record. Gene Ontology annotation, cellular component: nucleoplasm. Bases 154 to 816 code for a protein of 220 amino acids.